Miscanthus lutarioriparius is the source of this 912-nucleotide messenger RNA. The record is from the annotation of a GenBank genome assembly. NCBI's taxonomy places the organism in Eukaryota, Viridiplantae, Streptophyta, Magnoliopsida, Poales, Poaceae.
AUGCAACGUUUGUUCCAAGUUGCAGCAGGAGAUCAACAAGAUGCGGACUGUGUUCUAGAAGCCUAUUUGAAGAAAAGGGUGAGGAACAUGAUGUAUCAAGUAUAUGUGGAUGCUAUCAAGGAGUACUAUAGGGAAAUAAAACACAUAGAAAUCAAAGAUGCAGUAGCGUGGCAUAUUGACCUCAAGUAUGAGCAAUACAAGCAAGAAAAGCUCGAGUGGUUGAAUGAUGAGGUGUGGCUCCUUUGUGCUUAUUGGUGCUCAGAUGAGUACAAGGAAGCUAACUUUGAACCACAGAAAGCAACCCCUAUUGAUACAUUUGCUGCGAUGAAAUCUGGCAUGAAAAGCCUAGAUAGCAAUGGUAAAUGUGGUCCAAUCAGUAGCCACAAAGCACAGAAACUCAUGGAUGACUACCUUGCUGUUGUUAAGAGGAUAGAAUGUGCAAACGAAGAGGAUGGAGACGGUGCAGACAUGGAAGUAGAUGGGCAUGAGGUUGAGCAACAACAAUAUUUAAAUGGAAAGGUGCUAUAUGAUGUGUCUAGUGGUGCCCCGAGAAAGCAUGGGCGUCUUGCCAUAGCAAAUGGUGCGGUUAAGUCUUCGGAUGUCAGGGCAGCCGAAAGGGAAAGAAGUGUGCGUCCAUCAAAUUCAGUGACUAUGCAAAACAUGUCUCGAGAAAUGGAAGAGCUACGUUGUGCAAAUGGAAGGCUGGAACGAGAGAAUCGUGAAAAGGACAACGCACUGCAGCAAAACAAAGUUCUUGUAGGCUUGGUACUAGCAUCUGGGUCUUCUCAUGCUGCCUCAGAAUCUGCCAACAAUGGUAAUGAUGUUGGCCACACCAAUGGGGAUCUUCAUGCUGCAAACGUUGACAACAAUCAAGGUUCCGACAACAAUGACGAUCAUGCAUUGAUAAUGUGA